This is a messenger RNA of Acyrthosiphon pisum (pea aphid), 1357 nucleotides long. Its product is annotated as protein ALP1-like. NCBI's taxonomy places the organism in Eukaryota, Metazoa, Arthropoda, Insecta, Hemiptera, Aphididae. The record is from RefSeq and is a predicted model, not a curated record. The coding region runs from base 140 to 1324 and encodes 394 amino acids. The transcript has 3 exons.
UUCACAUGGACGCGCGUACACGCGCGUUAGCACGCCACAAAACGCGCGUUUACCAUUCAGAUGGCUACGUGUCACGCGCGUUGUACGAGAAUGUUCUAAUCAAAAACAAUAUAUAGUACAGUUCAGACUGUCAUCGAGAAUGGAUGUGAUAGAUGCUGUGUGUUUGUGGGCCGUCCACCGAAGGAUGAGAAGACGCAGACAAAUGAGGGAAAGAAAAUAUUGGGUUCAUCCUAUUUUAAAAACAAGGCUUUCUCAUAGUCUUUAUGUCACGUUAUAUCCUAAACUUAGAGAACAUGAUGAAAAAUUUUUCAAUUACUUUAGAAUGUCCAUUAAAUCAUUCGAUGACCUAUUGGAGAUAAUUAAAGACUCCUUAGAAGCUGAUGAAAAUGCAAUAAGAUAUUGCAUUUCACCACAAGAAAAACUUAUCGUUACAAUAAGAUACUUGUCAACAGGUUGUUCGAUAACCGAUUUACACUAUAAUUACAAAAUUGGAGUAUCUACUUUGACUGGCAUAAUACGCCAGGUAUGCCAAAUCAUAUGGAUUAAAUUAAAAAAUACUGUAAUGAGUGAACCUAACAAACAGAAAUGGUUAGAAAUUUCAACAGGAUUUGAAAAACGUGCAAAUUUCCCAAACUGUAUUGGAGCGUUAGAUGGGAAGCAUAUACGAAUUACUCAACCACCAGAUUCCGGUUCAAUUUAUUACAAUUAUAAAAAUUUUUUUUCUCUCGUUUUGAUGGCAUUGUGCGAUUCAAACUAUUGUUUUGUAUGGGUCGACAUUGGAGGUUAUGGUAAAGAUAGUGACUCAGGGUUAUAUAAAGAAUCUACGUUAUAUAAAAAAUUAACUGAAAAGAAAUUAGAUAUUCCUGAUCCCAAGCCUCUUAUAAUUGAUAAUGAAGAUACAAAAGUCCCAUUCGUAAUUGUAGCUGACGAAGCAUUUGGUAUGACAGAAAAUUUAAUGAGACCUUAUGGUGGCAAAAUGUUAUCCUAUGAAAAAAAAAUUUUUAAUUAUCGGUUAACGUUGGCACGUCGAUAUGUAGAAUGCACAUUUGGGAUUAUGUGUAGUAAGUGGCGAAUAUUACAUAGACCGCUAGAUGUAAAGAUUGACUUUGCUGAAGCUAUUGUAAAAGCCAUAUGCACUUUACAUAACUAUGUUAGAGUGAGAGAUGGUUUUAAUUACGAAGAUACACUAUACACACCACCAUUAUCAAAUCUCAGUUCAACCUAUACUGGCCGUCAUGUACGUGAUGCUGAUAUGAUUCGAAACAAAUUUACCAACUACUUUACAAAUGAAGGGAAAUUAGAGUGGCAAGACAAAAUGAUUUGAACAAUUUUAUUCAUUUGUAAAUUUUAAAAUAAA